GACGCUCGGUGGUUCAGUUUUUCCUCGUCUGUCAGUGGUUUCGCAUCGCUUUUGCUACCGUCGCGGGUAGGACUAACGGUUGAUUCCGGUGGAACGCGCGCGCUUGGUGUUUUACAACUUACUCGGUGGUUAGGUGGAGAUUACCGUGAGUGAGAAGAUCUGACGAGUGUUUCUAGUUGUGGCCUAGCAAAUUGGUGGCAAGUGAAGAAAUUAUGCUGCUGACUAACGGACGUUAGUGGAGAGGCAGAAGAGUGUUUAAGUGAAAGUUCCGUAAAGUGGAUUUAUCGAACAGGUGAUACUGUCGGCACAUUCUUAGAGAAUUUAUUUUCGGAAGUGGGAGAAUAUUGUAUCGUCAAUGUGUUGGCUUGAUUAGAUAUUCUUGGGAUGAAAGCGGAUACGAAACAACAGGUUAGCACCCUAUGGAUGAACGAUUUGCUUGAAGUACUACUUAGUUGGUUAGACAAAUGAUCAUUGAGGUUAAAACCUUCGAGGUACCUGAUAACUAUCAUUGUCUCUGGCUAUUACCCGGAAAUGGUCUGUCGAGAGCCGACCAAAUUCCCCUAUAAAUGAUGAUUUAAUAUCGUUUGACUGAAUCAAUUUGGCCCAUUCCGCGAAUUCCGUUGCUGUUCCGAUGGAUGCCGAUGACAAACAUGACCGAUGCUGUACUUCGCAGCGACGCUACCGACAGCCUCCCCCGCAAGCCGGUCGGUUAGAGAUUUGCAAUUAAAAAUAACUCAAAACGUCGCACGCCAAACCCGAUGAACCAUUUCACGCGAUUGUCACGAAACGCCCCCACCCCUCGGAUGGUUGAACGCGCGCCAGUCGAGGAAGAUAUUAAUGUGACACGACCGUGAAUUAAUGGGACCCGCUCGACUGACUGCGGGGAAUGCACGUGUGCCGGUUGCUUUUUAUAUGCGUGCGUGUGUACGGACGAAAGUAAUGAAAAAUAAUUGAAAUGUUUAAACAAUAUAAGCGGCGAAAGUGAAAGAGGCAACAAACUCGGUUAAAAAUUCAUCUACUCAAGUCGAAUGGGUGUCUCAAGCAACGUCAACAGCAGUUGUUGAAGAAGCACAGUGAAUUCUACUAAUAUAAUAUAAGAAUGAUUACAUCUUCCUACGGUGCUAGCUCUGCUAUGGAUGAUUAGGGAGCAUUCGCGUGACGGAGUAAUAAAAUUAUAACGUAAGAGGAUCGUAAAAUGCGUCGAUGCAUUCGACGGUGUCAGUUAAGUGAAUCUCUAGCCUCCAACGCUUGCCGACUGGGGACUUAAGUGGAAAAGUGAACGCUGUACUCAUAGUUGCAGUUGUUUCUGCUAGCAAAUAGAUGAGUGUUUGCUUGUUUUUUCGUCAGCUGGUGUGCAACCUUAGUGCAAGAAUUACAACACCAGCAUCGCAACCUCCAUCCAGAACAGGAUAGGAUAGUGAACAGUAUACAAAACCAAUACAAUUAACCUCCACGGCAAAUAGCAGCAGAACUUUGCAGAACUGUGCGACCCUUCGGGGGACAAAGCCGGCCCAUCGUGGUCGUUAUCCAGCAAAACACCACGCUCUAAACUGGUGGUACUUUGUCGCACAAAUGAAAAAAAGCAAACAAACUAACAAGGAAAACAAACCUCCCAGCAGACACGCCAAUAUAGGAUAGAAAAUAAAAUACAGAAAGGUAGAUUAAAUAGAAAAGCAACCGUCCUCUCCAUUGCCAAAGCCAACAAGCAACCCCCACUGUCCAGGGAGAUGAGUUCGUCUACUACGACGGAUGCGACGGUGAGUCUGCUCGCUCAAAAACGGCUCGAAUGCUUGGACACACUCAAUGAAACGAUCGAUUCCUCCACGCGAGCUGGACUCUACUGUCGGGGGACCUGGGAUGGAUGGCUGUGCUGGCCGGAUACCGCAGCCGGAACAUCUGCCUAUGCACUGUGUCCGGGUUUCGUCACCGGUUUCGACCCCAACAGAUUUGCGCACAAAAUCUGCGAAGAGCACGGCGACUGGUUCCGGCAUCCGUUAACGAACAAAACCUGGUCCAACUACACAACCUGCAUAAAUUUCGAUGAUUUCGAGUGGAGGCAGCAGGUGAGAACGAUAUACGAAACGGGGUAUUCCAUAUCGUUGAUUGCACUCGUCCUGUCGCUUGGUAUUUUGAGCUAUUUCAGGUCACUGAAAUGUGCUCGGAUAACGCUACACAUGAACCUGUUCGCAUCGUUUGCCACAAACAACACCCUGUGGCUACUGUGGUAUCGGUUGGUGCUGGCGGACCCGGAAGUGCUAAGUGAAAAUGGGACACCCUGCAUCUCAUUGCAUCUGGUGCUGCACUACUUCCUGCUGACCAACUACGCCUGGAUGCUGUGCGAGGGUUUCUAUCUGCACACGGUCCUGGUAUCGGCAUUCGUGUCGGAGAAAAAACUAGUCCAGUGGCUCGUUCUGCUCGGCUGGACCGCACCCGCCAUCGUACUGACAGUGUACGGAAGUCUACGAAGCCACGCCAGCCCGGAAGAUAGGAUACAAUGCUGGAUGAAUGAAAGCGCCUAUGCGAACGUCCUGGUGGCCCCGGUAUGCAUAUCGAUGCUACUAAAUCUACUGUUCCUGUGUAAUAUAGUGCGGGUGGUACUGCUGAAACUAAAAGCCCCGGCCGGACCUCAGGGAACGGGACCAUCCCGAACGAUACUACAAGCAUUCAGGGCAACCCUGCUACUCGUUCCCCUGCUCGGCUUGCAGUACAUGCUAACCCCGUUCCGGCCGGAUCCGGGUCAUCCCUACGAACGAGCGUACGAAACGAUAUCCGCCUUUACGGCUUCAUUCCAGGGCCUAUUCGUUGCCGUCCUAUUUUGCUUCUUCAACGGAGAGGUAAUGGCACAAGUGAAGCGAAAGUGGCGCACGGUGUUCCUCCGGACGCGAACCAAUUCCUAUACAGCGACGCAAGUGUCCCCGGUCCGCUUGCAGUUUGUUCGCUGUGGUCCUCACGUUCCCGGUGAGGAGAAAGUCUGACUAAAGGAGUACAGCAGUGGUAUUCACAACAAGCAGCAAACAAACGUCAAAGAUCCGAGUAGUCAUUCCAACAACAACGCAACAACGAUGACAACGACAAUGGACACUGGGUCCGAAUCGAUCAAACCGAUGACGGGUAAAACGAACCCUCAGAAGAUCAAUGGGUCCUCCUCCGUCGACGUGGAUGGUGGGCUCGGUACCAGAUACCGAAGGAGAGGUUCGAUCGAGUGUAGACAUGUGAAACUGCCACUGCUGGAGGCUGCAGCGCAGCACGAUGGAAUUAUGCUGGGAGAAGAUGACUUCCCAGCGCAGCUCCUAAGCGAAACUGUCCCAGCGGAUGAAGUGUUGUAAUGUUUUAGUGUAAAGGUACCACGUGCCGAAAAUUAGCCAAAUAUAUUUAUAAAGUGAUAAUUUGGACAAUGUAGUCUUCUAUCGGUAGAUGCAUUUUUAUACUUAAUACCAUAGUCGUGUGUAAUGUGGAAGAAGCAGCAAUGCUUAACUUAAACGUAUAUGUCGAAAGCGCUUCAACUUUAGAAUACUAUAGUAGGCUACGCCUGAUUUGCAGGUCUAUGUGAUCACGUUCCUAAUAAACGAGACGAAACGUUG
Messenger RNA from Topomyia yanbarensis, 3581 nucleotides. It is a transcript of the gene Dh31-R, whose product is annotated as calcitonin gene-related peptide type 1 receptor. Lineage: Eukaryota; Metazoa; Arthropoda; Insecta; Diptera; Culicidae. Gene Ontology annotation, biological process: adenylate cyclase-modulating G protein-coupled receptor signaling pathway; cell surface receptor signaling pathway. The transcript has 13 exons. Gene Ontology annotation, molecular function: G protein-coupled peptide receptor activity. Gene Ontology annotation, cellular component: plasma membrane. The record is from RefSeq and is a predicted model, not a curated record. The coding region runs from base 1728 to 2975 and encodes 415 amino acids.